Messenger RNA from Erinaceus europaeus (western European hedgehog), 3003 nucleotides. RefSeq names its product SIX homeobox 5 (gene SIX5). Gene Ontology annotation, cellular component: nucleus; transcription regulator complex. Gene Ontology annotation, biological process: regulation of transcription by RNA polymerase II. The transcript is spliced from 3 exons. The record is from RefSeq and is a predicted model, not a curated record. Gene Ontology annotation, molecular function: RNA polymerase II cis-regulatory region sequence-specific DNA binding; DNA-binding transcription factor activity, RNA polymerase II-specific. The coding region runs from base 156 to 2381 and encodes 741 amino acids. Lineage: Eukaryota; Metazoa; Chordata; Mammalia; Eulipotyphla; Erinaceidae.
AGACCCGAGUGCAGGGGGGGCCGGGGGCGGGGAACGCCGGGCUCAGCCCCGGAGCGCAGGGGGGGGGGAGCGGCGGGGCGGGAGGGGGCUGGGGAAAGCCCAAGGGAGGAGGAGAAGGAGGGAGAGAGGGAGGAACUUCCCAAAGUUGCAAAAACAUGGCUACCUCGCCGGCGGAGCCGAGCGCGGGCCCCGCGGCCGGGGGGGAGGCGGCGGCCGAGGAGGAGGAGGAGGAGGCGCGUCAGCUGCUGCAGACCCUGCAGGCGGCGGAGGGUGAGGCGGCGGCGGCCGGGGCCGGGGCCAGGGCGGGCGACGCGGCGGCGGGAGCGGAGGGCCCCGGAUCCCCGGCCGCCCCGGCGUCGCCCCCCGAGGCCGCCGCCUCCGAGCCGCCCUCCGGCCUGCGCUUCUCGGCCGAGCAGGUGGCGUGCGUGUGCGAGGCGCUGCUGCAGGCGGGCCACGCCGGCCGCCUGAGCCGCUUCCUGGGCGCGCUGCCCCCGGCCGAGCGCCUACGUGGCAGCGACCCGGUGCUGCGCGCCCGGGCCCUGGUGGCCUUCCAGCGGGGCGAGUACGCCGAGCUGUACCGGCUGCUGGAGAGCCGCCCGUUCCCCGCCGCCCACCACGCCUUCCUGCAGGACCUGUACCUGCGCGCGCGCUACCACGAGGCCGAGCGGGCCCGGGGCCGGGCGCUGGGCGCCGUGGACAAGUACCGGCUGCGCAAGAAGUUCCCGCUGCCCAAGACCAUCUGGGACGGCGAGGAGACCGUGUACUGCUUCAAGGAGCGCUCCCGCGCCGCGCUCAAAGCCUGCUACCGCGGCAACCGCUACCCCACGCCGGACGAGAAGCGCCGCCUGGCCGCGCUCACCGGCCUCUCGCUCACGCAGGUCAGCAACUGGUUCAAGAACCGGCGGCAGCGCGACCGGACCGGGGGCGGCGGCGCGCCCUGCAAGAGCGAGUCUGAUGGGACCCCGGCGACCGAGGACGAGUCCAGCCGCAGCCCCGAGGACCUGGAGAGGGGCUCGGCUUCGGCGGCCGCAGAGCCCCCGGCCCAGGGCUCCAUAUUCCUGGCAGGGGCCGCCCCGCCCGCGCCCUGCCCCGCCUCGUCCUCCCUCCUGGUGAACGGCAGCUUCCUGGCGGCCGGCGGCUCCCCGGCUGUGCUGCUCAACGCGGGCAGCCCGGUCAUCAUCAACAGCCUGGCUCUGGGCGAGGCCUCGGGCCUGGGGCCCCUGCUGCUCACCGGGGCGGGGGGCACCGCUCCGGCUCCGGCUCCCGCUCCGGCGCAGCCCAGCCCCCAGGGGCCCGGCGAGGGCAAGACGUCCUUGGUCCUGGACCCUCACACCGGGGAGGUGCGACUGGAGGAGGCUCAGCCCGAGGCCCCCGAGACUAAGGGGACCCCGGCGGUGGCCGCUGCCGGACCAGCCGCAGAUGAGGCACCCGGGCCUUUGCCCCAGGUGGUGCCUGGCCCCCCUCCGGCUGCCAGUUUCCCUCUGCCCCCCGGACCUGUGCCCCCCGUGGCGGCUCCACAGGUGGUGCCCAUCUCCCCACCCCCGGGGUGCCCUGCCGGCCUGGGCCCUACUUCCCCGCUGCUCAGCCUGCCUCAGGUGGUGCCCACCUCCCAGGUGGUGACCCUGCCACAGGCGGUGGGGCCGCUGCAGCUGUUGGCAGCUGGACCGGGCAGCCCCGUGAAGGUGGCGGCCGCGACGGGUACCGCCAACGUGCACCUGAUCAACUCCGGGGUGGGCGUGACGGCCCUCCAGCUGCCUCCUGCCACUGCCCCAGGAAACUUCCUCCUGGCCAACCCGGUGCCUGGCAGCCCCAUUGUGACGGGUGUGGCCGUGCAGCAGGGCAAGAUCAUCCUGGCUGCCACCUUCCCCACCAGCGUGCUGCUGUCCCAGGUCCUGCCCCCCACGCCUAGCCUGGCGCUGCCCCUGAAGCCAGACACUGCCAUCUCGGCGCCCGAGGGCACGCUCCCAGUGGCCCCCAGCCCCACACUCCCAGAGGCCCGUGCCCUGGGCCCACAGCAGCAGCAACAGCCUGCUGCACCGCCCACCCCUGCUGCCACUGCCAGCCUGACCUUCUCCCCAGACCCCGCGGGCCUCCUGCCUAGCUUCCCGGUGCCCCCGCCCGAGGGGCUCAUGCUGUCACCUGCCGCUGUGCCCAUCUGGCCGGCGGGGCUGGAACUGGGCACGGCCACGGAGGGGCUGCUGGAAGCCGAGAAGGCGAUGGGGGCACCGGCCCCCCAAGCCGUGCUGAGGCUGCCAGACCCUGAGGCGCUGCUCCUGGGGACCACAGCACCGGGGAGCGAAGUGGAUGAGGGGCUAGAGGCUGAGACCAAGGUCCUGACCCAGCUGCAGUCGGUGCCCGUAGAGGAGCCUUUGGAACUGUGACCCCAGCAGUCCCCCAUGGUCCCUUGAGACAAUGGUGCUUGAGCUCUGGGACUCAGAGUGGGAACCCCCCCCCCGUUACACCCCUCCCCCGCAGAAAAAGCUGCACGGAAGGAGCAGGGGGGCUGCUUCCCAGUCCCGGAGCCCACCCCUCCCUCUGCCCCCCAUGUACGUAAGGAGUUUAGGAGGCCUUGACUCGGGGGCUCUGCCCCCCUUGACCUGGUACUAGCUGUGAGCUAAAAACCCUGCCAGAUAGAUGGCUGGAUGCCCCCUCAAGUGCCCCCACCCCCCCAUGCCCCCGAAACACUACAGACAGUGCCACUAACACCCAACCUGGUGUGGACUCGUUGAAUCUGAGGGUGGGGGGAUUGAUGACCCCCAGCUGGGCCCUGCCUGCCAGAAAGGGUGCAGGUGUGGGUUGCCUUCCUUAACCACGCCCGGCCCCAAACCAAAGAUCCUCACCCCCAGGGGUGGGGGGACUGGGAGUGCCCCUGACACCCCCGCCCCCAGUAGAGUUUGUAUCCUAAAUCUUUAUUUUUCUAGGACAUGUUAUGCCUCCAUUUCAGCGAAAAUAAAAUUAAAAACUAGGAAGUGCUGGAGGUGUGGGCUCCCUUCCAAACUACUG